Triticum urartu is the source of this 1398-nucleotide messenger RNA. The record is from RefSeq and is a predicted model, not a curated record. Lineage: Eukaryota; Viridiplantae; Streptophyta; Magnoliopsida; Poales; Poaceae.
UGUGCAUCAGCAUUUGGGCAUGUGCUGGACCCCUAUGCCGUGUGCCCAGCUGACACGGUGUUCCCAGCGCUCCUGAGCUGCCCUGUGGCGCCUUCGCUGCAGGCACAGCUUCCCGACAAAGGUGCACCUGUGGACACGAGCCCGGUGUACGUCAAGGGGGAUCCGUUUGCCAAGACGAUGUACCAGGAUAGUGAAGUCGGGCCCAGGAAGCGAAGCCGUGAUGAGGAGGAUAUUAUACCUGUGGCAGAGCUCAACAAGGUCAUCAAGAACGUGGCGGAAACUGUUUUUGACGAGCAGCAUAGGAAUUUUGAGUACAUGGACAGGGACUGGCUUACAAAGGGCGAGUAUGAAACGUUGGAGUUCAGAAAGAAGGCUCACCCACCUCAGUUCUACGAAGUCAAGAAAUCAAAGCGUGGCGGACUUAAGCUCGGACCCCGACCUGGUAAAGCAACCAAACCGAGGAUUGGGAUCAAUGGUUUGGGGCGGAUCGGGAGACUUGUGGCCAGGCUUAUUUUGCGCAGCAAGAACAUGGAACUAGUCGUCGUUAACGACCCUUUUCUGAGCGCAGAUGUCAUUGCUAGAUCCCUAGAGGACAUGCCUCCUGAUUUAUUCCCUCCCACCAAAGUUCUAGCUAUUUCUGAGCCUGAAAAAAUACCCUGGGGCCAUCUCGGCGCAGACUACGUCGUGGAGAGCACUGGAAUAUUCACUGACACGGAUACUGCCAGCUCUCACUUGAUGGGUGGCGCCAAGAAGGUUAUCAUCUGUGCUCUGAGCAUUGAAGCUCCCACAUUUGUUUACGGUGUCAACGAAAAUAUUUACACGCCAUAUAUUGGCAUCAUCUCAAUUGCUGAUACCACUACAAUUUGUCUUGCUCUGCUCGCCAAGAUCCUCCACACUAAAUUUGUCAUCAGAGAGUGCCAUGCACUCAGUUCCGCUAUUCCUGAUUUAGUCGACAGGUUCCAUGUGACGGUGAACCAUGAUCCUCCGGUGAAACUGUCUUGUGUGGAAAUGGCGGUUAGGCUUGACGAGUGUGCUGACUACGAGAUGAUCAAGGAUUCUGUCAGGAAAGAGUCUUCUUCAAAUGAACUUCACUAUGUACUAGCUAACCUGGAGGGAGGAGUGGGGCUCAAGGCCACAGAUUAUUUAGGAGAUUGCAGGUCGUGCUUCUUUGAUGCCGAUGCUGGAGCUAUGCUGGGGGACGGUUCCUUCAAGCUCUUCGCAUGGUUCAACCACCAGCGCAGCUACGGCCAGCGCUGCACUGACAUGAUUCUACACAUGGCGAAGAAGUCUAGAGUUGAUUUGAGGAAGAGCUUCUAUGACAGAAAUGCGAAGAGUUUAGAAAACACAGCCCUCUGCACCCUUUCUUACACCUUGUAAAUACUGCUAUGUUCCUCUGCU